Molecule: messenger RNA, 1082 nt
Organism: Morus notabilis
Lineage: Eukaryota; Viridiplantae; Streptophyta; Magnoliopsida; Rosales; Moraceae
Exons: 1
Coding region: 512-880 (122 amino acids)
Source: RefSeq, a predicted model, not a curated record
ACUCUUGUCUCAUUUUCCACUGCCCCAUGUCCCUUAGAACAUGGAGGAAAUUAUGGCAGUUUUCCCUAUGCUGAGCUUAUAAACACCCCCUUCUAUCUUUCUCUCUCCCUCUCUAUCUUUGUGUGUGUGUGUGUGUAUAUAUAUAUAUAUAUAUAUAUAUCUUUCUCUCUCAUGAUCAUCAUCAUCAAACCCCAAGAAUAAAAGCUAGCCCUCAUACUUCCUAGUUCUUGAAGCAAUUUACAAAACCAUCAAUAACCCAAGUGAGAAACCACAUAGAUUGAUAGAAGAAGUGUAAAGAAAGAAAAGUAUAAAAGAAGCUCACUUUGUUGCACCAUCAUUGCAAUCAAAUCCAACUAGGGAAGUAGCCAUAAUCCAUCUACAGUAGUAACACACACACACACACACUUGUUAUUAGAUUUUCCCUCCUUCCCGGGUCUCACAAAGCAAAAGCAAAAAAGAGAGAACAAAGAAAGAGAAGAAGAAGAAGAAGAAGAAGAAGAAGAUAUAAGAAAUGGAUAUUGAAUUGGUCAAGUGCGAGUGCUGCGGAUUGAAAGAGGAUUGCACUCAAGACUACAUCACGGAUGUGAAGGCGAAAUUUGACGGGAAAUGGCUAUGCGGGUUGUGCUCAGAAGCCGUCCGAGAUGAAGUUAGCAACGGCAAAAAGCCAUUCGGCAUGGAAGAAGCCGUGAAAGCUCACAUGUCGUUUUGUCGUAAGUUCAAAUCGAACCCCGCUGUCCGAGUAGCCGAUGGAAUGAGACAGAUGCUUAGGAGAAGGUCAGGGGACUUGUCUUCCUCACCAUCUUCUUCUUCAUCCAAGAAGUAUUCAAGAUCAUCAAGUUCAUCACAAGUGGGCAAAGCCUCGACUUUCUCAUUGUACUAAUUCGAGUACUCGUUAAGUGGAGAAAUUCCAACCUUUUUAAAGGUUACAAUAAAUAUGUGAUAAAUUGGCCUUUUAUGGCUAGUAAGGUCUCUCUCCACCUUCCUUCAUGUACAGAGGAUUUCAUCUCAAGUAGAGACUUAAUUACCGAUUCUGAAUUUAGUACCUUUUUUUUUCUUUCUUUCCAUUUGCAUAUGGGCAUGCU